AUGAACUUAAUGAACAUGGUAAAGCAGCCCAUGGAGCACAUCAAGAGACCAAUGAACGCCUUCAUGGUUUGGUCUCGAGGUCAGAGAAGACAAAUGGCCCUGGAGAACCCAAAGAUGCACAACUCGGAGAUCAGCAAGAGGCUCGGGGCUGAGUGGAAACGGCUGUCCGAGUCUGAAAAAAGACCGUACAUCGACGAGGCCAAACGACUGCGUGCGCAACAUAUGAGAGAGCAUCCAGACUAUAAAUACCGACCGAGACGCAAACCUAAAGGGCUCCUAAGGAAGGACAUGGUGCUGACUUUACCGCUUGUCGGCGAGAGGGACUCGGACAAACCACGAGAUGUUCAUUCAUCAUCCGCUGCUGCGCAGAAUCAAUUCGUGGAGCAGAGCCGCUCCAGCUGCACUGUUUUCCCGCACGAGAAACUGGGAUUUAGCCCUGGCUCUUUGGCUUUCUCUCCGGCUGGGUAUCAGGGUGCACACAGAUCUGUGGGGAGUUUAGGAUGCCCUGGCGGUCAGUUCGCACACACUCACCUGUCUCCGGCAAACCCCGGGUACCUGCUUCCCUGUAGCUGCUCGCCCUGGUCUGCCAGCCUCAAUCCUCCUCCGCUCGCCUACAUUGUGUUUCCAGGUAUGAGCAACUCUGCCAUCAACUCCACGAUGCAGUGA
Molecule: messenger RNA, 666 nt
Organism: Danio aesculapii
Lineage: Eukaryota; Metazoa; Chordata; Actinopteri; Cypriniformes; Danionidae
Product: transcription factor Sox-14
Exons: 1
Coding region: 1-666 (221 amino acids)
Biological process (GO): cell differentiation; regulation of DNA-templated transcription; anatomical structure morphogenesis
Molecular function (GO): RNA polymerase II cis-regulatory region sequence-specific DNA binding; DNA-binding transcription factor activity, RNA polymerase II-specific
Source: RefSeq, a predicted model, not a curated record